This is a messenger RNA of Dalotia coriaria, 2061 nucleotides long. Its product is annotated as dnaJ homolog subfamily B member 12. Gene Ontology annotation, biological process: cellular response to misfolded protein. Gene Ontology annotation, molecular function: Hsp70 protein binding. Lineage: Eukaryota; Metazoa; Arthropoda; Insecta; Coleoptera; Staphylinidae. Gene Ontology annotation, cellular component: endoplasmic reticulum membrane. The coding region runs from base 225 to 1292 and encodes 355 amino acids. The transcript has 6 exons. The record is from RefSeq and is a predicted model, not a curated record.
UCUAGUCAUCUAUAAACAUCUAAAUUCAUCCAUACUAUGGUUGUCUUUGUAUUUGCUCUCGUGUAAAUCGUAUAUUUCGUAAUUACUCAGUGAACAAAAGUAAUGACGAUCCCAAACAGUUCAAAGUGAAUUGUAAUUGUCGAAAGUAGUCACGCUCGUAAUCUUCUCGGCAGUAUUUACGCCAUAAAGAUAAGUAAUUCGACUGAAUUACUGUUCAUACGAAAAUGGAAGUUAACAAAGAUGAGGCGGAUCGCUGCAUUGAAUUAGCCGAGAAUUACAUCAAAGAGAAGAACCGUGAAAAAGCCGAGAAGUUUCUUCAGAAGGCGCAGCGUUUGUAUCCGACUCCGAGAGCCAAAGAUUUGUUGCAGAAAAUCCAACUAAUUGCACCAGCUAGUGAGCCGGAAAAGAAGAAAGAAAAACCUCAGGCCAAACCUGAGAAACCCUCCGCCCCUGAGUUCUCAGCGGAUCAACGUGAUGCAGUAACGCGUAUUAAGAAGUGCAAGGAUUAUUAUGAAAUUUUGGGUGUCAGUAAAGAUGCUACAGACUCAGAUAUCAAGAAGGCAUACAAAAAGUUGGCCCUGCAGCUACAUCCAGACAAGAAUAAAGCUCCAGGCUCUGCAGAGGCUUUCAAAGCAAUUGGUAAUGCAGUGGCUGUGCUGACUGAUGCAGAAAAGAGGAAACAGUAUGAUAUGUUUGGUUCUGAUGAGGACAGGAUGCAGCGGCAGGCGAAUCGGAGUAAUAUGUUUUCGUAUACACGCGGGUUUGAGGCUGAUGCCACUCCGGAUGAGCUCUUUAAUAUGUUCUUUGGUGGUAAUUCUAAUAUUUACGUUAGACGCACGGGCAGAUUCCAGAGACACACCAAUAACUCUGAGGGGCACGCGUCACAUCGAGAACAUAAUCAGUCCAACUACACCAUGCUGUUUCAAAUCAUGCCUAUCUUGUUUGCCAUUCUACUUUCGAUGGCAUCAAGUAUUUUUAUUUCUGAUCCAGCAUAUAGCCUUCAGCAGUCUGUGAAAUACCCAAUUGUUCGUAAAACGCAUAAUCUUGGCGUCGAGUAUUUUGUAAAAGAAACGUUCCAUUCCGAUUAUCAAGGUUCAGUGCGACGCUUGGAGGUAUCCAUAGAAGAAGAAUACAUGACAAAUCUACGACAUGCUUGCUACCGAGAGAAAAACUAUCGCGAUUCUAUGAUAUGGAAAGCGAAGAACUUUGGAGAUCGCGAACUGUUCAUGAAUGCACAGAACAUCAAAUUACCGUCGUGUGAUCGAAUACAGGAGUUGAGAAAUCGCGGUUAACCAAUUCAUUUACUGCACUUAGUGGAAUGAAAACAAAAAUACAGUUUAAUUCAUAUUAUGUAUUGAUUGGUCGAUUUUGUGGUGGUGUUUUUAUAAUUUCUAUGUUUUUAUGAUAGUUGGCACAUAGGGAUGUAUGGAAUUUGCAGCUCAGAAAUAUUUAUUUCGUAACUUGUAUAGUUGUUAUCAAUUAGUUAAAAAAAUCUCACGCUAGUCUUUCACAACCGAGUUUUAGGCUAAGGUUCGGACAAUUUUCAUACCUAGCAUGCUAGUUAGAAUAUCAAUGAACUAUACUAUAUAAGUAAUUUUAAAAUAAUAACAAGCGCUCUGUAAUGUGUUUGCUUGUGGAACCUAUGUUUCCACAAAGUUUGUCACUUUUUAGUACCUAUGGCAGCAGUGCACUAUUUAUAUUAUGAAGAAUUAAUUUCUAAACUAAGCAUUGUCCAUUUGAGGUGAUGUCAGCUUGUUUUUAUGAUAUAAAGUACAGUUAAUGAGUGAAUCGGGUGGAAGUUAAGGUUGUAAAGUUGUUUUUAGAACUUAAAACAAUUUGAAGAACCACAAAUCUAGUCUAGGUUUACAUUUUCUCUAUUUGGAAUAUAUGAAAGGCAUGCGUGUGCGAGUCGGGGCAUGCUUGGAUUGUUAACUGUUAUUUGGACCUUUCAAUGCAUUGUUGUAACUGAACUUUGAUAGGGAAUUUUGUGGUAUUGAGUGAAAUUGAUUAUUAAUUCCAACCGGAAUGAUUAUAAUUGAAUAAAUUAUGUAUCCACCAAAA